UUGGAGUACGUGAGCGAGCAGAAGGAUGUUUUCAACUGGAAGGCCCCGUCACACAUAUUGCCGACUAAUUCUAUUUCAGUUGAUGAAUCUAGUAUAUGCGGCAGGACUAAUGAUAAAGAGGCCAUGGUCAGCAUUUUGCUCUCAGAUAAUCUGACUGGCCAAGAUGUAACCCGAGUGAUCGUGAUCGUGGGUGUUCCUGGGAUCGGUAAGAGUACACUUGCUCAGCUCAUGUACAGCGACAGCAGAGUCCAAGGGUACUUUGACCUCAAAGUAUGGGUCUGUGCUUCAACUGACCUAAACAUAUACACGGUGACAAAGACGAUCUUAGAAGCAGUCACUAAGUUGCCUUGUGAUAUCGAGGAUCUUAAUCUGCUUCAACUGAGAUUGAAGGAAGAAGUUACUGGCAAAAGAGUUCUACUUUUGUUAGACGAUGUCUGGAAUAUUGAAGAUCGCAUAGAAUGGGAAGUUCUCAGAAGCCCCUUCCAAUUUUGCCAGCAGGGGAGUGGUAUAGUUGUCACUACACAGAGUGAACAUGUCGCCGGGACAAUACGCACUCUCCCAGCCUAUCAUCUGAACCCGCUGCCUUGCGAAGAUAGUUGGAUUCUGCUCUCCAAAUAUGCAUUUGAUGGUGGAUCCUUGAUUACUGAUCCGGGGCUAGAAGUGAUUGGCAGAGAGAUAGUUAACAAGUGCAGAGGGAUUCCUUUAGCUAUCAAGAGCCUCGGGAUUCUUCUCCGAACAAAGCCGGAUCGUGAAGAGUGAGAUAGGAUACCGAAAGAUGACAUAUGGGACUCAUCACACGACAUGACAACCGUUCUGCUAAGGAUCAAAAAUGGAAUUGCCAAAGGGCGAGAACCAAUUGCUGUGGGUAGUGGCAACUCUUUGAUGGCUUCCAAACAGCAUUGGCAGAUUAGGAAUAUUCAGACCAAGCGAGCGAGGCUUCCGAUAUAUUGUGUUCUGUGGCUCAUUGUAUUGGGCAUCCUGAGUGUUGCAGUAUUUGAAACUGCAAACAAAGUUCAGAUUACUAAGAGGAAGGAAGAACUGGCCGGUAUGUGCAACGGCAGGGCCAAGACGCUCCAGGAUCAAUUCGAGCACCACGUUAACAACACCAACACCUUCGCAAUCUUUCUCACACAACUGCAUAGAUUAGAUCGCCUCCUAGACAAAGAACAGGUAAUAGCUGCUUGUUUUAAGUCCCUUUGCCAUUCGGAGGGACUUAAGCAUCGGCAAUGUCGGGACGCUCUUCUAAUUGUGGUACUAUGUGAUUUUGCAAAAAAAGAGCGAGGAAUUUCUCAGGAACUACUUGUUGGCUACUGUCCACAUCCAUCCAUUCCUGGAAGCAGUGACCAUCGAAGGUUCAAUUAUCAGAAACGUAUAUAAUUCCGUCAUGGCGACUCAAAGCAUGGAUGUGGACAGUUCUGCAUUAUGCCUGAAUCCAGGAAAGGUAAAUGUAUAGUGUGCGCACCCGAAUUUCGUCUCGUCGGGGCACGCAUGCGCGAGCCUAAAUGCAACGCGGCUUGGGAGUGUCCACCUUCCCGGGGACGCGCGACGGACG
Molecule: messenger RNA, 1552 nt
Organism: Punica granatum (pomegranate)
Lineage: Eukaryota; Viridiplantae; Streptophyta; Magnoliopsida; Myrtales; Lythraceae
Source: RefSeq, a predicted model, not a curated record